Drosophila guanche is the source of this 2102-nucleotide messenger RNA. It is a transcript of the gene Hexo2, whose product is annotated as chitooligosaccharidolytic beta-N-acetylglucosaminidase. Gene Ontology annotation, biological process: carbohydrate metabolic process; glycosaminoglycan metabolic process; ganglioside catabolic process. The coding region runs from base 127 to 1980 and encodes 617 amino acids. Gene Ontology annotation, molecular function: beta-N-acetylhexosaminidase activity. The record is from RefSeq and is a predicted model, not a curated record. The transcript is spliced from 3 exons. Lineage: Eukaryota; Metazoa; Arthropoda; Insecta; Diptera; Drosophilidae. Gene Ontology annotation, cellular component: membrane.
UUUUUUUGUUUCUCUCUAUUUUUUUUGUUCCGUUUAAAUUUUUGUUUUUGGCUGUCACUAUCUCGGUUUGGCGCACAUUGUAUAUAAAAAGAGCAGCAUAGCCAGCGAGUACAGUUAGAAAGGAAGAUGCGGUUCAGCGGCCACAACCGUUAUCACUGCUCUACAGCGACAGCGACGCUGGUGGUCUGCAUUUGCCUAGCCCUUGGUGUAGGGCGGACGCAGGGCGACGACAGCGCCGAGGCAAUCGCUGGCGGCAGCAGGAAAUGGUUCUGCAGCCAAACGGACAUCUGCAGCCCCGAGGAUGAGUUGGAGAAUGGGGUCGGGUAUUUGGAGGAGCACUUUGAGAGCCAGAGGGACUGUCGGCUGUCGUGCGGCAAGUAUGGUUCCAUCUGGCCCAUGCCGACGGGUGUGGAGUGCAGCCUGUCGCACGAGCGGGUGCACUUUGAUCCUUGGAAGGUGCGCUUCCAUGUUGUGGCCCCCAGCGAGGCGACCACGCAGUUUUUGCGAGAGACGAACCGCCUGUUUGUGAGUAAUCUGCUCAAGGAGUGCACCCGCAACUGCACUUUGGCCAGCAGCAAGCAGAUCCUUGUGCGGGCAACUGUGAGCAGCAACAGUCUGGUGCUCGACUGGCGCACGGACGAGAGCUACACGAUGGUGCUGCGCACCACGGAGACGGCCACCUUUGUGGACAUCCAGGCGGCGACGGUGUACGGGGCGAGGCACUCCUUCGAGACGCUCAGCAACCUGGUCACAGGCAGCGUGAGCAACGGCCUGCUCCUCGUCAGCGCCGCUCGCAUCGCAGAUCGUCCCGCCUACCCGCAUCGCGGCGUGCUGCUGGACACCUCGCGUAACUUUAUACCGCUGCGGUAUCUGCGUAGCACCCUGGAUGCCAUGGCCGCCUCCAAGAUGAAUGUCCUCCACUGGCAUGUGGUGGACACGCACAGUUUCCCGCUGGAGAUCACCCGUGUGCCGGAGAUGCAGCGCUACGGCGCCUACUCCACCUCCCAGACCUACUCUCGCACGGAUGCCAUCAAUCUGGUGAAGUACGCCCGCCUCAGGGGCAUUCGCAUCCUCAUCGAGAUCGAUGGGCCCUCGCACGCGGGCAAUGGCUGGCAGUGGGGUCCGGCGGCGGGACUGGGCAACAUGUCCGUUUGCCUAAAUCAGUCGCCGUGGCGGAGCUUCUGCGUACAGCCGCCAUGCGGGCAGCUGAACCCCCUGAACGAUCACAUGUACGCCGUGCUGAAGGAGAUCCUCGAAGAUGUGGCCGAAGUUGGGGCACCUGAGGAGACCGUGCACAUGGGCGGCGACGAGGUGUACCUACCGUGCUGGAACAACACGGAGGAGAUCGUAGCGAAGAUGCGGGCCCAGGGCUACGAUCGCAGCGAGAACAGCUUCCUCCGUCUUUGGUCGCAGUUCCAUCAGCGGAAUCUCAAUGCCUGGGACGACAUCAACGAGCGCAUGUAUCCCAACAUCAAGGAUCCCAAGCCGGUGAUCAUCUGGUCCAGCCACCUUACAGUUCCCAAAUACAUUGAGACCUUCCUGCCCAAGGAGCGAUUCAUCAUCCAGACGUGGGUCGAUUCCGCGGACCCCCUCAAUCGGGAGCUGCUGCAGCGCGGCUACCGCCUGAUUAUUUCCACCAAGAAUGCCUGGUACCUGGACCACGGCUUCUGGGGCAGCACCAGCUACUACAACUGGCGCACCGUCUAUGCCAGCGGCAUGCCGAUGGGCAAUCACAGCAGCCAGGUCCUCGGCGGCGAGGCGUGCAUGUGGAGCGAGUUUGUCGAUCACAACUCCUUGGAGUCCCGCAUCUGGCCACGAGCUGGUGCGGCCGCCGAGCGCCUCUGGUCGAAUCCGAAGUCUUCGGCCCUGGUGGCCCAGCAACGCUUCUAUCGCUAUCGUGAGCGCCUCCUCGCACGUGGCAUCCAUGCGGACGCCGUCAUCCCGCGCUGGUGUGUCCUCCACGAAGGAAGAUGUCUUUAGAUAGACAGACAGAGAGAAAGAGAGAGAGAGAGAGCGAACAGCACUGUGUAUAUACGUUUUCAGUUAUGUUAUCUCCUUCGUUUAUUAUACAUACAAACAAAAAUCCAUUCUAAUCCAACCAG